This is a messenger RNA of Dreissena polymorpha, 2454 nucleotides long. RefSeq lists its product as uncharacterized. The coding region runs from base 637 to 1779 and encodes 380 amino acids. Gene Ontology annotation, biological process: DNA recombination; DNA integration. Gene Ontology annotation, molecular function: DNA binding. Lineage: Eukaryota; Metazoa; Mollusca; Bivalvia; Myida; Dreissenidae. The record is from RefSeq and is a predicted model, not a curated record. The transcript has 2 exons.
UCGAAAAUUACUUUCCCUUCAGUAUGAAUUUGCCGCUAGAGGCGCUCUAGAAGCACGAGGUUUUCGUGCAUGGUUGAAACGUGGUCAGAUUUCGUCAUUCAGCUUUGGGAACUCGCACGGUAUACAUGCUAUUUUUCGGCUGGGGUUUACACAAUGGACGACAUGGAGCGAGCCACGUGUUCGGAAGACAUAAAUUACAAUUUAAAGGAAAUUCUGUUUGAAUUACAGAAACAGCAAGUUGAUAUAACUUCUUUGAAACAGCAAGUUAGUUUACCAGUGUCGUCUAAACAAGACCAUAAUGACAUUAAAUGGAAAUAUGAAGGAAACAAACAGCAAUAUGAUUUCAAUUGUGAUGUCCAUGAAGGAAUCCAGCAAUGCAUGUGGGCAAUUGAAAACCAGAAAAGCGACUACGCAAAGGAAGUUUUAUCGGAGGUUGCCAAGAAAAUUCACACGAGAAAUAAACACAUAAGGAUAGCGGAAACGUCAGAAGCGGGUGGGAAACUGUCAAACAGUAUGAACAGAACCCCCUCGCGAGUGACUCUGAUGACGAGUCGAGCAUCAAUAGGGCGGAUUCUAAAGCUCUAAAGAAAAAGAAGGUUAAGCAGGCGAAGUUAAAGAAAAAGCCAGCCGUCCUGUAUGGACACUCGGACGCACUCCGGCAGUUGCUUGAGGGACAGGCAGGAACACGUCCGGCGCCGUACCCGUUACCACAGAGGCCCACACCACCGUCGAUUGGUUCUUUUCGUGGCUACUCUGGAUGGGGUCCCCAGCUCGGGCCAUGCUUCGCGUGUGGACAGGUCGGUAAUAUCCGGCGGACUUGCCCCACCACCAGAGGGCAGCAAGCGAGCGCUCAGGCCAGGAAGUACUGAUGCCACUGAGAGACAUGCAGAUGACAUAAACGCGCUGCCUGACGUCUUGGUGGGGGGAGUGUCCUUGCUGCCGGAGUUACUCAAAGAAUCAAGAGCUAUGAACACAUCAGAGGCAUACAGAAGGGGGUUUAAAAGGUGGUGUGAUUGGGCUUUGAGUAAUAACUUAACCAGUGAGGAUACUUUUCCCGCCAAGGCGUUUCAUGUGGCUUUAUAUAUGACAUCUUUAAUUCAAACUGCUCAGUCACCAUGUCCUAUUGUGAAUGCUUUUUAUAGUAUAAAGUGGUAUCAUGACUUGUUGGACUUACAAUCACCAACCGAUUCUAAUUUAGUUAAAAAUGUGUUAGAGUCUGCUAUGAGGAGACUAAGCAAACAUUCGACUAGAAAAGAACCAAUUUCUGUAUCUGUACUUGAACAAGUUUUUCACUGUUUGUAUAAAGAAAAUAAUGUGUUUAAUCAAAGGACAAUUUGUGCACUGUUACUUUCCUAUGCUGCAUUUUUAAGAAGUAGUGAGUUGUUGAAUUUAAAGAGAUGUGAUAUUAUUAUUUACCCAAUGUAUAUGAGUAUUUUUAUUCAGUCAUCCAAGACCGACAAGUAUCGGGAUGGAGCCUGGGGGCCUUUAGUUAGAACUGGUACUGUUUUAUGCCCAGUGUGGGCUAAGAUACCAAGUGAUUCAGAAUGUUUUGUCUUCUCUCAACUGUCAAAAACAAAAGAAUGUUUUAAACUAAGGCAAUGUGAUAAACAUUUAUCAUACAGCAAUUUAAGAAAACUUUUAAUUGAUGCUAUCAAACCUUUUGUAAGUGAUAUAAAAUGUUAUGGUUUACAUUCAUUGAGAUCGGGUGGAGCCACAGCGGCAGCUAACAUGGGUAUUCCUGACCGUUUGUUUAAGCGUCACGUACGAUGGUCCAGUUAGUCCGCUAAGGAUGGUUAUGUUAAGGAUUCGAUAGAUGACAGGCUAAGGGUGUCUAAGUGUUUAGGUUUGUAAUUGUUAUAAUUAUGUAAUUUAUUAAGAACAAUUGUUAUAAUAUUUAUUUGUUGACAAUUAUGUUACGUUUAGUAGCCCGUUCUUUUAAUUCAGCCGGUAUGCGAGUCCCUGCGGCUAGUACCAAAAAACAGAGUUUUUGUUUGUUUGCUAUAUAGGCAAAGGAGGGAUGUAAGGGAAAUAUAAUUUUCGAUGUUUGAAAUUUAUUGAAUGAGUCGAAAAUAACUUUCCCUUCAGUAUGAAUUUGCCGCUAGAGGCGCUCUAGAAGCACGAGGUUUUUGUGCAUGGUUAAAACGUGGUCAGUUUUCGUCAUUCAGCUUUGGGAACUCGCACGGUAUACAUGUUAUUUUUUAAAAUAAUGUGUUAAUAUUUCAUAUUAUGGAAAUUAUAUAUGAAAUUGAAUAAUUGAUAUAUGUAUUGAACUAAAUUUACAUAGAAUGUCACUGUAUGAAGGCUGUUAGAAAGAUUGUAUUAUGUGAUGUAUGUUUGACGUUUUGAUGAUGGUUAUUAUCUUAAGUAUAAUAAUAAACGGACAGCCGGUAUGCGAGUCCCUGCGGCUAGUACCAGCCGGUAUGCGAGUCCCUGCGGCUAGUACCAAAAAACAGA